CCGCGUCCUCCGCCUCCUCCUCCUCCCAGGCUCCUCUCGGGUAAACAGCGAUGGCCGCAGACGAAGGAGGCGGGGAGCAGGAGAACAACAUGGGGAACCACUUGCAACUCAUCCCUGCAGAGAGUGAGGAAGAGGAUGACAUUGAAAUGGAAGUCGAAGAUCAAGACAGCAAGGAGACUGAAAAGCCAAACACCAUUAAUUUUGAUACAAGCCUGCCAACUUCACACAUGUAUUUAGGAUCAGAUAUGGAAGAAUUUCAUGGAAGAACCGUCCAUGAUGAUGAUAGUUGUCAAACAAUUCCAGUUUUGCCCCACGUGAUGGUAAUGUUGAUUCCUGGGCAAACACUGCCUCUUCAGCUCUUUCAUCCCCAGGAAGUUAGCAUGGUGCGGAACUUAAUACAAAAAGACAGAACGUUUGCUGUUCUGGCGUACAGCAAUAUACUUGAAAGGGAAGCACAUUUUGGAACAACAGCUGAAAUUUAUGCCUACAGAGAAGAACAGGAGUAUGGAAUUGAAACAGUCAAAGUAAAAGCAGUGGGAAGACAGAGGUUUAAAGUGCUUGAAAUACGAACUCAAGCAGAUGGAAUACAGCAGGCAAAAGUGCAAAUCCUUCCUGAGCGAGUGCUGCCUUCAACAAUGUCAGCAGUGCAGCUGGAGUCUCACAGCAGAUGCCACCUAUUUCCUUCUUCCAAGCCUGCAGCAUGGCAGGAUCAACGUACACAUCAAUGGCGGCAGAAAUAUCAAAAGCGCAAGUUCCCACGUGCCAGUUUGACUUCGUGGCCACUCCUGGUGUAUUCGUUAUAUGAUGCUGAAACCUUGAUGGAACGAAUCAAGCUGCAACUGCAUGAAUGGGAUGAAAAUCUUAAAGAUGAGUCACUUCCAUCAAAUCCUAUAGAUUUUUCAUACAUGGCUGCUUGUUUGCCUAUUGAGAUUGCACUACGAAUUCAGUCAAAAAUUGGUAGUGCUGUUCAGCGACUGCGAUGUGAACUAGAUAUCAUGAAUAAAUGUACAUCUCUCUGCUAGCAUUGUCAAGAUACAGAAAUAACAACUAAAAAUGAAAUAUUCAGGUGA
Molecule: messenger RNA, 1070 nt
Organism: Sceloporus undulatus (fence lizard)
Lineage: Eukaryota; Metazoa; Chordata; Lepidosauria; Squamata; Phrynosomatidae
Gene: CRBN
Product: cereblon
Source: RefSeq, a predicted model, not a curated record